UGUGCGCGCGUGUGUGUAUGUACCGUACUGUAGAUGAAUACAUACACGUAUUUAUGCAUAUAUAGAAAGAGACGAAGAAGAGAAGGGCGGUGUGAGGGAGGCUGAAGGUGGAAGGGAGGAAGUGAGCAAGUGAGUGAGUGAGCUAAGAGCGACGGAGAAGGCGAUAAGCGCGUAUUGGAAGAAGGGAAAUAGGAAUUAAAAAGAUACGGUUGUGUUACAUGCGCGACACGAGUGGUAAGACCCGCGUGGGAUUAAAAGUCGCGAAACAAAACAAUCCAUAAACUUUCUCUCAUUCGUUUCGUUGCUCGCUAAUCGAUCAUCGAUGAUACAUUUCAUCGAACCAGCUCGUAGCUCGAACGAGAAAUAUCGUAUCGUAUUAACGUUCGAGCGUUGGAUACGCUAGAUCGUUGAGUAACAAAGAAACGGCAACGAACUACAAAUCAGGAAAUUAAAACUAAAGAGAAGAGAAUGGAAGAGUUCGCGUAAAUGGAUAAGGAAAAAUAUCCAAAGUAGCGGUAGGGUAAAGAAGAGGUAUUCAAACGCGGUGUAUAUGCGUGCACGCGUGUGCACCUAUCCAGGCAACAUGGACGAAAGUCAGCUGUUGAUGACGGAACUUCCGGCCUUAACGCCGAGUCGGGGCACAACGUUGCUCCACCGUUCAGGGCACUAUUACCAGUUGCACCAGCCGCACCUAGCGAUCCCAACCUCGCAAAGUCAAGCCAUCCUCUAUAACUCCAGUACCACGCCGCAUUAUACCAGCGGUGCAACCAGCGUGCCGGCUUACGCGCAAGGCAUCUCUUCGAGGCAGCAGCCUCAAGUAGCUCGCGGUGCUGUUACAACUAGCACCCACAUCUCUUGUUUGUACCCAGAGAUACUGGCUUUGAUUUUCAGCUACCUCGAGGUCAGGGACAAAGGACGCGCUGCACAAGUGUGCACCGCGUGGAGGGACGCGGCGUAUUACCGGUCCGUGUGGCGCGGGGUCGAGGCGAGGUUGCAUUUAAGGAAGCAAGCGCCGGCGUUGUUCGCCAGUCUCGUGAGAAGAGGAGUGAAAAGGGUGCAGGUGUUGUCCCUUCGAAGGGGCCUCGGGGACGUUCUGAGAGGAGUGCCAAACUUGGAGGCGUUGAAUCUAUCCGGUUGCUACAACAUCACCGACGCCGGACUGAUCAACGCGUUCUGCCAGGAGUACUCGACCCUCACCGAACUGAAUCUCUCGUUGUGCAAACAGGUCUCGGACAUUUCCCUCGGUAGGAUAGUGCAGUAUUUAAAGAAUCUCGAACAUUUGGAGCUGGGAGGUUGCUGCAACAUCACGAACACCGGCCUCUUGUGUAUAGCGUGGAACCUGAAGAAGUUGAAGAGACUCGAUCUAAGGAGUUGUUGGCAAGUGUCCGAUCUGGGCAUCGCGCAUUUGGCCGGGGUUAAUCGCGAGGCGGCAGGUGGCAACUUCGCGUUGGAACAUUUGAGUCUUCAGGAUUGCCAGCGGUUGAGCGACGAGGCUCUUAGGCACAUAUCCAUCGGCCUGACCACUCUUAAGUCUAUCAAUCUCUCGUUCUGCGUUUGUAUCACUGACUCUGGGGUGAAACACUUGGCCAAGAUGUCCAGUUUGCGGGAACUGAAUCUGAGGUCCUGCGACAAUAUCUCGGACAUCGGUAUGGCCUAUCUCGCGGAAGGUGGCAGCAGGAUAUCUUCCUUGGACGUGUCCUUCUGCGACAAGAUCGGUGAUCAGGCGCUCGUCCACAUCUCCCAGGGGUUAUUUAAUCUAAAAUCCCUCUCGCUGUCCGCGUGUCAGAUCAGCGACGAGGGUAUCUGCAAGAUCGCGAAGACGUUGCAUGAUCUGGAGACGUUGAAUAUCGGUCAGUGCAGCAGAUUAACGGACAAGGGGUUGUACACGAUCGCGGAGAGUAUGAAGCAUUUGAAAUGCAUCGAUCUUUACGGAUGCACCAGGAUAAGUACCAAUGGGUUGGAAAGGAUUAUGAAGUUGCCGCAGCUCAGUACGUUGAAUCUUGGUCUUUGGCACGUGCGGUGAUGGCUUUUUUAAACGAGAAACGAUUAAAAAAAAACAGUGUAUUACGACACGGCAUAUUUGCGUCCCUACUGUACUCUUGUUCGUACGAAUGACGAAGGUGUUCCCUCGGUGCCUGCGGAACUUCGCCGGAUACAUAACGUGCCGAUCGAUCAUUUUUCUUUUCUUUCUUUCUUUCUUUUUUUUCUUCUUCAAUCAAUGCCUCUCUCACUUUUCACGUUUUUAUAAAAUCGUCAAGGCCAGCUACGAAACGCCCUCCUUUCAUUCGCUUUUUAGCCGCGACGCAAGUACCGUUCUAAACGUUCCUUUGGUUUUAUAAUCGUCAUCGUUGACGAUGCAUUUUCUGGAUACUAAAUUUUCAUGAUUAGGUAGAACGGGGUAUAUCGAAUCGAGUUUGGUCUUUUUGAGUAGCGAUGGGAUCUAAGUUUGAUUAAGUAUGCAAGAAAAGACAAACGAUACCUGCGAGUAUAAUUGAACAUUGACGAUAGGUUUGUACCUUUUACAAGUUCUCGUAGGAAUAUAAGAGACGCAGGUGUAAUCGAGCUUUGAUCAGGUGCAUUAGCAAGAUGAUAGACCUCCUUGAAAUUGUACUUAUAUUUUAUAAGUAUCUGCUUGAAUUCUAUCCUAAUUUAUCCACAUAACUCGACUACCUUAUAGAAUAAAUCAUCAAAGUAUUUGAACUUGAUCUCAUCACUAAUCUUGAUGCCAGGUCACUGUCCUCACUAAUUUCACUUAUACAUUUUUAAUUUUAAAAUUGCACCAGCUGACAUACCUAGAAUUACAUUAGUUAUGAUUUAGGUAUUCUAUGCACAAUUAUUACAAGAAUUGUCUACGUUUUUUUAUACAUUCCCUUGAUCACAGAGAUGGCCAAAAUUUUUUACGUUUCUAUUACCUUUUAAAUCACCGUAUUCAGAAAUGGCAAUAUUGAUCUGCUGUGGCGUAUAUCAAUAUUAUUCAAAUCGAUCAUGUAUACCCCGUUUUACAUAAUUACCUAAAACAUUGUUUCCAACGCUUCGUUCAUCGUCCACGUUCGUCAAAGAAUAUUUUCAAGCAACAACGAAUUUAUUAUCUUUUUUCUUGUCGAUGAUAAUCUUCAGGGCUGGUACGAGGCAAAUUUGCCCUCGAAAAAUUCAUCACAAAUUUUGCGGGGCUCUACGUACAGUAUUUUAUGUGUAUCAGUACUCGUCGAGCGAUGCUUGGAGUUUUAAGUUUGAAGCAUUUUAAAUUUUAAGUAGUUCAAGUUUAACACAUUUCAAGCUUGAAGUAUUGAAGCAAUUGAGCUUUAAAACGAUAGAAGCAAUACAAAUUCGACUGAUUUUGAAUUUAAAGCAAUUCAAAUAUGCCUUUCAAGUUCAACGCUAUUGAGGCGUUGCAAAUUAGAAGCAAGUUCAAGUUUGAAGCUAUUAAGCAUUGUAAUUCAAGUCUAAAAAGAUUGAAAGUAAUUGAAGUUGUUUGAUGCAUAUGAAAUAUUUAGAGUUUAAUUUUUUAGAUUUGAAGCAUGAGAAGCUUCAAAUCCACCGAACUUAAAACAUCCCGUGUUCGAAGCAUUCGAAGCUUGAAACGUACACAUAAAUACGUAUCUUUCGGCCACGCUGAAUUUUGCAUCCAGCUCUGCAAAUGUUUCUCGCCGGCCCUGGUAUUCUUCAAGAUUGAAGUAGACUCGUGUGAUGUGUUUGUGCUUUCUUUAUGCUUUUUCAACGCGCAAAUAAGCAGAACGGAAGGUGUGUGUGUGUGUGUCGAGCUGCUGUUUCUUUACUCGUUGUAACAACUGUGCUCUUGUACACGCGAUAUUCCGUUGUAAAUCUUUGUCCUUAGUCAGCAUCGCGACCGAUUUAGCCAAAGUAUCGUUCCAUCGUUUACAAAGUAUAUAAUUGUGCAUGAGACCAAUUGGUUGCAAAACGUUCGUUUUAUCAUUCGAGUAACGACGGUUCUAGAGACUCAUGGUGGCCCGUGAGUGGGAUAAAAUGAACCCGUUUGUAUCUUUCUAUCAUCUUUUAUCAUUUAACCUUUGGUAGAAGUUGUUCAAGUCUUCCCACUAAAAAUUCAGUAAAAUAGAUUAGUUCAAUGUGCUUUAUUACACUGAGAUAUCUGUCUUAAAAUUCAUAACAUUUGUUUCUGUAAAAAGAAAAAAGUGGUUGAUACAUUGCAUACAUAUCUAUGGCAAUUUUAACAUAUCAUUUAUAUUCAUUAUUGUUGCAAACAUAAAUACAAAGCAGUUGCCAUGUUUCUAAAUUGUUAUUGCCUUACGCUAUAUUUUUUGGCCUACAGCCUAUAAAUUUAUUUACCGUACAAUGUAGUGCAUAUAAAUUUGAACAUAUUUACAGUAUAAAUAAA
Molecule: messenger RNA, 4354 nt
Organism: Megachile rotundata (alfalfa leafcutting bee)
Lineage: Eukaryota; Metazoa; Arthropoda; Insecta; Hymenoptera; Megachilidae
Gene: Ppa
Product: F-box and leucine rich repeat protein partner of paired
Biological process (GO): SCF-dependent proteasomal ubiquitin-dependent protein catabolic process
Cellular component (GO): SCF ubiquitin ligase complex
Molecular function (GO): protein binding
Source: RefSeq, a predicted model, not a curated record